This is a messenger RNA of Dipodomys spectabilis (banner-tailed kangaroo rat), 2798 nucleotides long. RefSeq names its product BORA aurora kinase A activator (gene Bora). The transcript is spliced from 12 exons. Gene Ontology annotation, molecular function: protein kinase binding. Bases 137 to 1822 code for a protein of 561 amino acids. Gene Ontology annotation, biological process: activation of protein kinase activity; regulation of mitotic nuclear division; regulation of mitotic spindle organization. Gene Ontology annotation, cellular component: cytoplasm; nucleus. The record is from RefSeq and is a predicted model, not a curated record. Lineage: Eukaryota; Metazoa; Chordata; Mammalia; Rodentia; Heteromyidae.
GGAGUUAAAGAGUCUGUGGCUGCCUGUCUGUCGUGUGUGCUGUCGUGUGUGCUGUCCCCGGCCCCCUCCUGUGAUCCCUGGAGCCGAUAUUGGGGGGCUCCUUUUUUGUACACACUUAUCGUUUGCUUUCUGUGCUAUGGGAGAUGUCAAAGAAUUAAAAAUGCAAAUAACACCAGAAACUCCAGGAAGAAUCCCCGUUUUAAAUCCUUUUGAAAGUCCUAGUGAUUAUUCUAAUCUGCAUGAACAAACUCUUGCCAGUCCUUCUGUUUUUAAAUCCACAAAAUUACCAACUCCAGGGGAAUUUAGAUGGUCUAUUGAUCAACUAGCUGUAAUAAAUCCUGUAGAAAUAGACCCAGAAGAGAUUCAUCGUCAAGCGUCAUACUUAAGUCAUUCUCGAAUAGAUAAAGAUGUGGAAGACAAAAGACAAAAAGCCAUUGAAGAGUUUUUCACUAAAGAUGUCAUCGUCCCAUCUCCUUGGACUGACCAUGACGGGAAGCAGCUUUCAGAAUAUCAUUCCAGUAAAUGUAUUAACAUAAAUAGUGACUCUCCAGCUGGAAAAAAGCUGAACCCUCAUUCUGAGAAAAGCAAUGCUGCUUGUCAGACAUUGCUGUCUCUUCCUGUGGAUUUUAAUUUAGAAAAUAUAUUAGGUGACUACUUCAGAGCUGAUGAAGGUGCUGAUCAGUCUCCUGGAAACCUUAGUUCUUCAUCUCUCAGAAGAAAGCUUUUUUUAGAUGGCAACGGGAGCAUCUCUGACUCCUUGCCUUCAGCUUCUCCCAGAAGUCCUCAGAGCAAUGCUCAAGCAUCACUUGAGGUGUUUUAUGCAGUAGAUUUAUCUCCUGUGCAGUGUAGGAGCCCCAUGCAGACACCUAGCUCGGGGCAGUUUUCUUCUAGCCCCAUUCAGGGGAGUUCAAAGAGGUACAGUUUGGGAAGUAUAACAAGUCCUUCGGCCAUCUCUUCACCCACUUUUUCCCCAGUGACACUCCAAGUAGGAAAAACACCGCUCUCAGAACAAAGGAAGUUUCCUUUUCACUCUCCUGACGUUUCAUCUGGAAGAAAUUCUAGUGGAAUCACUAACCCGUGUAUCAGGAGUCCCUUUAUAGAUGGCUGCUCACCAAUUAAAAAUUGUUCUCCUGUGAGACUUGAGAUGUGUGGAAGUACUCAGCAUCAGAGCUCACUCAUUCACUUGCCCUUCCAUCUGGAGACUCACAGCAAAGAGGAAGUGGAAGAAGAUAAAGAGAACAUCCCUUCCAUCAUCUCAUCACCAGUCACAGAGACCACGAGAGGGUGGCUGUGGUCAUUGAAGAGUGACACCUCUUCACGAAGCCCCCCUGCACUUGUCACUGCCAUGUCCAUGACGCAGAGCCAGUCCAGUGCUUCUGAGAGGGAACUGGCACUGUUGGAGGACAUUGAGAGUGUGAGGGAGAGCGACACCGUAGACAUGGCUGAUCCCGAUCCCAUAGAGACAGUGGAUGAGAGCACUUGGAUCAGGGAGCCGGUUGAUAAUGGGAAUUCACCUGUGACUGAUUUCAUGAGUGGAAUUGCUUUCAGUAUGGAAAGCUCUCACAUGUGUAUGUCACCUCUUGCAGAGAGCAGUGUGCUUCCUUGUGAAGGCAGUAAUACUCAGAUGGAUAGUGGAUAUAAUACGCAGACGUGUGGAAGCAAUAUUAUGGACACAGUCGGGGCAGAAAGUUACUGCAAAGAAAGCGAUGCACAAACCUGUGAAGUGGAAAUUAAGCCUCAAGUUUGUAAUUCAAAGCCAGGCCACACAGCACAAAGGUGCUGGAUGAAAACGGCAAGUCCAUCUCAGUACAGCAGUCCCUAGAUGUCUCAUCAGGACAAGAGGCUACCGCUCAACUGCUUCUCUCAUGUUUUCAUGCAUAAGAUCAAGAAUGCGAUUGAUGGUGACUGAGGGGAAAAAGCUGCUUUAAGAAACAUACUUCAUUUUUCUCUCCCUCCUUAAUGUGAAAAAUCAAGAUCUCAAUUUAGUGACACAGGAACAGAAAACCUCCAAGUUGUUGAAAUGCAAAUUUAUUUUUAAUCAAUAAAUAUUUUAUACUUAACCUUGAUUGAUUUGUUUAGCCAAAAAAAAAAAAAAAAAGUGACAUUAGCUGGUAACUGGUUCCUGUCCUACAGGACCAGUGAACUACUUAGCCCUAUUGCUGUCAAGCAAUGAAUUUAGCAGUAGUUCCAAGAAGAAAAAUAUAUAUAGUUCCAAGAAAAAUUGUAAGUGACGGCACUAUGUAUUUUACAUUAAAAACUUUUGAACACAGAUGAAUUAGUAACAACCUAUGUGAAGGAAAUCCUAAAAUAUAAAACUAAGGUAGGAAAUUGUGUGGGCCAUUUCCUAUGUGGGAAACUUUAGACUCAGGUCUGGUUAAUAUUUUUGAAAACUACAUAAAUAUUAGAAAGGUAAUCCUAACAGGAACCAAAUGCUCUGGGAUAAACAUGGGAUGCCAGAACAAAAAGUACCACCAUUCCUAGAGCAGGAGCAUCCUCUGUAGUCCAGACUUGAGAGGAAUAGAAUUCAGGAGAAUCAGAGAACCACUGGAACUGGAGGACAAUGGAAUUCUUGUUGGGCUUAGAAUUAUGAAGUAACAAUUGUAACAACUAGGCAAAUACAUAAUAUGCAAAUUAUUUUUUCUGAAGUAACAUAUAAUAGCAAUAGAUGGGUUUAUAACAUAUGUUUGAAAAUACCUGUGAAGAAUGUAUUUUGGAAUUUAGUGAUUGUCUUUUAAGAAAAAUUUGUUAAAAAGAAAAUACAGAAGUAGCCCUAAGAAAUAAAAUGUAUUACCAUGUCA